AUGGCGGCUCCCAAGGGGAGCGCCUUGGCGUUAGCGGCUGUGCUGCUGCUGCUGCUGGCGGGUAACGUCGUGCCGUGCGCGGGUCAGGACACGAGCCUGCAGCAGUGCUUCUGGCCGCUCAACGACACGGAGGCGGUAAUUUUAAAAGUUGUGGCGGCGAACCUAGAUUACUUUCCCCUCGACCUGGCUUUCAUCACCACCUGCGUCAAUGUCGGCGUCACUUGCAGCGACAGUGGCUACAUCACUCAAAUCCAAUGGCAGAGCAUGGCAAUACAAGGAGAGCUGCCUUCAGAGAUUUUCCAGCUGGUGCACCUUGAAUACCUGGACAUGGGAUUGAACAAGUUUUCGGGCAGCCUUCCAGAUGCCAUCGGCAACAUGGUCUCUCUCGUGGACCUGCUCAUGAUAGGAAAUGACUUCACAGGGCCGCUGCCCAGCACCAUGGGGCGCCUCACCAACCUCUACAUCUUUUGGCUGGACAACAACUUGUUUUCGGGGUCGCUGGCGCCCCUCGCUACUCUCUCCUACCUCAGCUUCGUCAACAUGUGUUGCAACCGUUUCAACGGCUCCAUACCGUCUACCUUCGCCAGCAACAUCUUGUACUCCUUUGACGUGUCAGUGAACGAGCUUACAGGGCCCCUGCCAUCCAGCCUCGGGUUCACUGUAGAUGUUGACAGCCCAAAAUUCGACAUCUCUCACAACAACUUUUCGAGCCGAGCGUUCUUUUCCAAGCCAAAUGUGGGCCGUACUACCAACACCAUCAACUACUCGCACAACAGAUUCUCAGGAGUGCUCGACCCCUCCCUCUCCACCCUCACCAACCUCCGCGAGCUGAACAUGUCAGGCAACCUCCUCAUGGGGUCCAUUCCAGCCUUCAUCUCGCGCCUCACCAACCUCACUCUGCUCGACCUUUCUUCCAACCACUUCACUGGCACUGUGCCGCCAGCUGUCAGCAACCCCACUGGCCUCGUCAGCAUUGACAUCUCAGCCAUCGCAUUGAACGGCACUGCUCCGCCCUUCUUUGGUCUCAUGCCCAACCUGACCCACCUAAACAUGGCCAUCAACCAAAUCUUCGGCUCGCUGCCUCCGUCAAUCUUCAACCUGCGACAGCUCUCCCACCUCAACGUGUCUCGCAACCACCUCUCAGGCCCUCUGCCCAACGCUGCUGCCAGCCCAGCUCUCAUCAUGUGCGUAUGCCCUACCAACCACACGAACCCUGGUAACCACAAGAACCCUGGUAACCACAAGAACCCUGGUAACCACAAUAUCUCUGGUAACCCCAAAAGCCCUGGUAACUACCAUUCCAUUCGAAUAAUGCGAGCACGUAUCUCUCUCUCCCUUAUACCCCCAUCCGUGGCUCUCUCCCAUAUCCCCCUCGACACGCAUUCAACACGCUCCCAUUUCCACAGCGACCUCUCAUUCAACGCGCUCUCAGGGUCGCUGGAGAGCCGCCAUUUCAAUCUCAAUCGUCUGGCCAUGCUGUGA
Closterium sp. Yama58-4 is the source of this 1482-nucleotide messenger RNA. The record is from the annotation of a GenBank genome assembly. Lineage: Eukaryota; Viridiplantae; Streptophyta; Zygnematophyceae; Desmidiales; Closteriaceae.